This is a messenger RNA of Histoplasma capsulatum G186AR, 3021 nucleotides long. RefSeq lists its product as uncharacterized. The record is from RefSeq and is a predicted model, not a curated record. The coding region runs from base 1 to 3021 and encodes 1006 amino acids. Gene Ontology annotation, cellular component: nucleus. The transcript has 5 exons. Gene Ontology annotation, molecular function: transcription cis-regulatory region binding; zinc ion binding; DNA-binding transcription factor activity, RNA polymerase II-specific. Gene Ontology annotation, biological process: regulation of DNA-templated transcription. NCBI's taxonomy places the organism in Eukaryota, Fungi, Ascomycota, Eurotiomycetes, Onygenales, Ajellomycetaceae.
AUGUCCAAGCGAAGGACGCUGGCCACAAUUUCUCGCUCACCGACGUCGCCCGCGCUGACUUCCUCCGGCUCGUUGUCCCUCGAUAUCGAACAGUUCGCGAACGGACAGAUAUACGUUCUAUCCUCAGGAGAAAGCGCUCGCUCACGCGUGGCAGGCCCCCGCCGCCCCGCACAUUCCACCAGGAAAAAGGGGUUCGCGGUUCCACCCACAGUUGCUGAUUCCAUGGAUGCCGAUCCGCGGGUUCCUCUCCGUCAGUCUGCGCCCUCGCAGUCUUCAUCCACGCCCACCUCCGAUCUGAGCGCCCAGCAAACCCACAAUAGUUACUACUACGACAGCCCGAACCAGCAGUCUCCACACUCCGCAACCCUUGGCAGCGGGGCCCUCGACGAUGAUGAUAGCCGUGACCAUGAGCGGGACCACCGCAUCGGGCUCGCGCCCGGGACGGGUACAUAUACCGAAUCCAUCGCCGUGACAGACAUCAACAACCCGAACAACCCGAACGAUCCCUUGGCCGACCUGAAACGCCCACGGGCCUGCGAGGCCUGUCGACAGCUGAAGGUGCGCUGCGACCCGCACCCUGAAAGCCCGGAUGGCCCGUGCAAACGUUGUGCGAAGGCCAAUCGCCGCUGCGUCGUUACAGUGCCGACGCGCAAGCGGCAGAAGAAGGCAGAUAGCCGUGUCGCGGAGCUGGAGCGGAAGAUUGAUGCACUGACAGCAAGUCUACAGGCGACCAGAGCGAGGAAUGGGAGUAGUGUUGGAGGCGGUGCCCCAGAGAGCUCUACGUUACGGUCUGGGUCUGCGGCAGAGGACCUGCCCGCUGCCCACUGGAUGGGCGCACAACGACAAGGGAGUGAAAACAGACGGGCUACCACGGGAGGUUUUACGGCGGGCCUAGCUGGGAAUAAAAGAUUUGCCAGCGGAGAGUUUAAACAUAGGCUCGGGGCUGGGGCCCUGGUGCCGCUGGCUGCCAGGCCUCACAGCCCGACGACAGAGAGCUCGUCGACCUUCUAUGAUGGGUCGAAUCAUGGUGGUGACGGGAACGGUCCCGAUUCCUGGGCUCCGCUAUUGCCUUCCAUCGACCGAGCGCCCAAAGCUCGCUACGAUUAUGAAUACACAGACGUCAUUGAUCGAGGGGUGGUGGAUACGGAAAUGGCUCUCAAGUGUUUCAACCGCUACGUGAAUGAGAUGUCUCCGUUGCUUCCAUUCAUCGUCUUUCCCCCCGAAACUACUAUGGCCGAGGUGCGUCGGACGAAGCCCAUCCUCUUAUUAGCUAUCCUGGCCGUAUCAAUUGGCAUUUUCAACCCUGAGUUGCAAGUUACCCUGUUGAACGAGGUCUUCCGCCUCUUUGCAGAUCAUGUAAUUGUCAGGGGAUCGAAAUCUCUCGAAUUGGUGCAGGCAAUUGUGGUAUCGAUGAUAUGGUAUAGGCCGCCGGAGCAUUACGAGGAAAUGAAAUUUUACCAGCUCAUACACAUUGCGACGACGAUGGCGAUGGAUCUAGGCAUGAACAGGAGAACCAAGUCAACGGCUAAGUCAAAGUCAAUGGGUAUGUGGAGGGAACUUAUGGGCAAGAAAACUGUCAUGGUUGAGCCUGAUGCACCUGAGACUAGGAGAGCGUGGCUGGGGUGCUAUUUUAUCGUUGCAAUGUCCCUUCGGCGAUCCCUUCUCACGCGUUGGCACCCUUACAUGGAUGAAUCUCUUGAAAUCCUCGAGACGUCGCCCGACGCACUUCCAUCUGAUAAAACACUCGUUCAAUGGGUGAAACUGGCUCACCUUGGCGAAGAGGUCCUGUUCCAGUUUUCAAUGGAUGAUCCCGUUACGAACGUUGACAUAACGGACCCCAAAAGUCAGUAUGCUUUAAAGGGAUUCGAAAGACGGUUGGCGGAAUGGCGAAAAGAGGUUCCGCCCGAGUGCUAUUCUCCUAUCAUGCACUACUACCAGCUCAUUCUCAACGUCUACAUGCAUGAAAUCGGCAUGCACGCCGACCACAAUAUCGACGAUUUCAAACCUCCUUUUUUAAAUAGCCUUAGCACCGAAAAUCCGAUCGACUUGGGAACCCCCGCCCACGUCGACGCACUAACCGUCUGUCUCACGUCCAUCCAUGACGCAUUUGAGACGUUUAUCUCCCUCGAUUAUUUAACUAUCCAAUCUAUCCCCACCAUCCACUUCGUCCGUACAGCAUACGCCUCUGUCGCUCUUAUCAAACUACAUACCGCCGCGUCGUAUCCUGCCACUCGAUUGGGUCAAGUAUUCAAUCCAACAGACUUCAAGAUUGAAUACUUCCUCACCAAGGUCAUUGCACAAUUGAAGGACUCUGGGGAUCGUAUUUCCGGACGGGUAACAUCCAGAUUCGCCCUGAUGUUGGGGAUGUUAAAAACUUGGUUUAUUAAGCGGAAGGAAGGAAAGCCAAUUACGGGUAGUGGUCCCCCGUACAACUUUUUCCAACCGAAAGAUAUUCGGGCGUAUUUGGCACCGGAGCCACGGGAAUCGGAAUCACAGAGCGCGAAGCAGAAUCUGGAUACUAGUAACUCAGAACCAACACCCUUACAUCUCCAGACUCACACAACCGUGGGUGGUCCAGAGACCCAACACUCCCACCACAGCCCUUCAAACUUAUCCCCUCAGAAUAUCCGCACCGAUGCACAUCCCACUUCUCUCCCGAACCACCCACCAUCAACCGCCACUUCCGACGCUGCUAGUAACACAGUCUCCCAGAGUGAUCACUGGACCCCCUUCCCGCCCUCCGCGGGCAUGGGUAUUUUCCCCACAGCGCCAAACCUACCUUUAUCGUCCCAGGGCCCAUCCCAUAACCAGAACCCCCAGAAUCCGACUCAGGGUUACGUUCCCGCGGACCCAGGUGGGAUUGGAAAUCCACAGCAUGCGGAAAUGGAUCCUCAACAGGCCUUUAUGUCGAACCAGAAUAUGCAAUUCAUGUUCCAGCCCGACGAACUUGCUGUUCUGGGAAAUAUUUGGGAUGAUAUUUUUUUUACUUUCCCAUUGGACGAGACCGGCCAACCGUGGUGA